AUGACUUCCCGAAACCAGCUGGUACAGCAGGUGCUGAAGGAGCUGCAAGAAGCAGUGGAGUCCGAGGGCCUGGAGGGCCUUGUGGGUACUGCCAUCGAGGCCAAGCAGGUCUUGUCGUCUUUCGCCCUUCCCCAAUGCCGGGAGGGGGGCACCAGUCCACAGGUGCUGGAGGUGGACACGGUAGCCCUGAGCCUGUACCCGGAAGAUGCUCCGCGGAACAUGCUGCCGCUGGUGUGCAAGGGCGAGGGCAGCCUGCUGUUCGAGGCCGCCAGCAUGCUGCUGUGGGGUGACGUGGGUCUCAGCUUGGAACUGCGCGCCCGCACAGUGGUGGAGAUGUUAUUACACAGGCACUACUACCUCCAAGGCAUGAUCGACUCUAAGGUUAUGCUGCAGGCUGUGCGCUACUCCUUGUGCUCUGAGGAGUCACCAGAGAUGACCAGCCUGCCAUCUGCCACGCUGGAGGCCAUCUUUGACGCAGACGUCAAAGCCACUUGCUUCCCCAACAGUUUCGCCAAUGUGUGGCACUUGUAUGCGCUUGCCUCGGUCCUUCAGCGCAACAUCUACUCCAUCUACCCUCUGCGCAACCUCAAGAUCCGCCCCUACUUUAAUCGCGUCAUUCGGCCGCGCCGCUGCGACCACAUACCUUCCACGCUGCACAUCAUGUGGGCAGGCCAACCAAUCAGCAGCCACCUCUUCCGGCACCAGUACUUUGCCCCAGUGGUGGGCCUGGAGGAGGUAGAGGCCGAGAGCGCUGCCGGCCUGGGUCAGGUCCCGGCAGCCCUAGCAUCUCUACCACCUCCCGCUAAGACUCUGGAGUUGCUCAGCCGGGAGCCUGGCCUCAGCUACUCGCACCUUUGCGAGCGCUACAGCGUCACCAAGAGCACCUUCUACCGUUGGCGGCGACAGUCCCAGGAGCACCGGCAGAAGGUGGCCACUCGCUUCUCGGCCAAGCACUUCCUGCAGGACAGCUUCUACCGCGGGGGUGUUGUGCCGUUGCAGCAAUUCCUGCAGCGGUUUCCCGAGAUUUCCCGCUCCACCUACUACGCCUGGAAGAACGAACUGCUGGGCUCCGGCGCCUGCCAGCCGUUAGUCCCCAAGGAAGAGCAGGCCAUGGAGGAGCUGGAGAAACUACCGGAGGAGCAGUGUGCUGAGGAGCUGGGGUGCCCCCCGCCGGCGUCUAGCCCUGGAGUGGUCUUAAUGCAACGGGCCAAGUUAUACCUGGAACAUUGUAUCUCCUUGAACACACUUGUUCCCUAUCGUUGCUUCAAGCGCAGGUUCCCUGGCAUCUCCCGGUCCACCUACUACAACUGGCGACGAAAGGCCCUCCGAAGAAACCCCAACUUCAAGCCGACACCAGCCGUCUCAGCAGCCGGGGCUCCCCAAGCAGCAUCUGUUGGAGAAGAGCCUCUGCCGCCUUGGAAGGAUGAGGUGGGAGAGGAAGCAGGGAAAGCAACAGGCGGGGAGGCCCCUGCGUCCCGGGAACCCCUGCCCUUGAGGGUGCCCUUGUCUCGCUGGCAGAGGCGCCUGCGCAAAGCGGCCCGCAAGCAGGUGCAGAGUGGGCAUCUCCCUUUUUGCCGCUUUCGCCUUCGCUACCCCAGCCUGUCACCGUCUACCUUUUGGGUCUGGAAGAGUCUUGCUCCGGGCUGGCCCAGAAGCCUGUCCAAACUCCAGAGGGAGUCCAUUGCCUUGGCCAAACCGGGAGCACUGGAGGCUGAAAGGAAGUCAGAGAAAGAAGCAGGUGGGAGUGAGGCGGCCCCACCCAAGGGGAUACUACAGGUGGAGGCUUCUCCAGAAGAGAUGGCCCUGGAAGGGCCUUCCCAAGAGGGGCCCGUGGCCCAGGGUCCAUCCCAUGGUGGGUCCCCAUUGAGCUACCCUGUGGCGUCAGGUGACAGGGACGGCCAGGUCCUGGUGAUGGACGUGAUCGCUACCACAAAGUUCAAGGCUCAGGCCAAACUGUUUUUGCAGAAACGCUUCCAGUCCAAGAGCUUCCCUUCCUAUAAGGAGUUCAGCGCCCUCUUCCCUCUCACAGCCCGCUCUACCUACUACAUGUGGAAGCGGGCCCUUUAUGAUGGCCUCACCCUAGUCGAUGGCUGA
Molecule: messenger RNA, 2094 nt
Organism: Chrysochloris asiatica (Cape golden mole)
Lineage: Eukaryota; Metazoa; Chordata; Mammalia; Afrosoricida; Chrysochloridae
Gene: VRTN
Product: vertebrae development associated
Exons: 1
Coding region: 1-2094 (697 amino acids)
Biological process (GO): regulation of transcription by RNA polymerase II
Cellular component (GO): chromatin
Molecular function (GO): sequence-specific DNA binding
Source: RefSeq, a predicted model, not a curated record